This is a messenger RNA of Caenorhabditis auriculariae, 1429 nucleotides long. The record is from the annotation of a GenBank genome assembly. Lineage: Eukaryota; Metazoa; Nematoda; Chromadorea; Rhabditida; Rhabditidae.
AUGAAGGCCGAGGAUCAACAAAACGAGCAGGUUUCGUUUGAGAUUUGUUAUGUUAUAAAGUAUUUAAGAGUACCUAAUCAAUUUAGGCGUUGCCUUCAAUAAAUUUUUAUUCUCUGUUCAAAUGAUUUUUUUUUUUUACAGAAUGGCCACAAUGGCAACGGAGCUGGCGACAGUUCUGAGCCUGAGAACUUCAGGAAAAUUUUCGUUGGAGGUCUUACCGCUAAUACCACGGAUGAGACCAUGAGAGAAUUUUAUUCCCAAUAUGGUGAAAUCACUGACAUUAUUGUCAUGCGCGAUGCCAACACCAAGCGCUCUCGUGGAUUCGGCUUUGUCACCUUUGCCACCAAAGCUCAGGUUGAUACAAACGAAAUAGUUCUUGUUUAAAAAAAUGUGUGUAGGUUGAUGCUGCCAUGUCUGGUCGUCCGCACGUCAUCGACUCGAAGACCGUUGAUCCCAAGCGCGCUGUGCCUCGAGAUGAUAAGAACCGCAAUGAAUCGAACGUGUCCACAAAGCGGCUCUACGUCAGUGGAGUCCGUGAGGAUCACACCGAAGAUAUGUUCACCGACUACUUCAACAAGUUCGGAACCGUUACCAAGGUAUUGUUUUGAGAGUGAUUCUCAGUUCUCAUCUAAAAAAUUUUUAGUCUGAGAUCAUUCUCAACAAGGACACUGGAAAGCCACGUGGUUUCGGCUUUGUGACUUUCGAUGAUCACGACUCCGUCGACCAAUGCGUCCUCCAAAAGAGCCACAUGAUCAACGGUUUCCGUUGCGACGUCCGCAAGGGUCUUAGCAAAGAUGAAAUGAGCAAGGUAUUUUGGUUGAAGUUGUUCAAAAAAAGAAAAUUUCUUUUCAGGCUCAAAUGGCUCGUGACCGACAGGACCGAGGUGGUCGUACCAGAGAUCCUCGCGGGGGAUACGGAGCUCCUCAAGGCAAUAGCUGGGGCGCUGGACCACGUGGUGGUGGCUACGGAGGUGGACCAGGAGGAUAUGGAGGAGGUUUAACAAAAAAUUAAGGUUUCAUUAGAGUAAUUUGAAAUUUUCAGGAUAUGGCGGUGGCCAAGGCAACUGGGGCGGCGAACAAGGAAGCUGGGGAGGACAGCAAAGUGGUGGCGGCGGCUGGGGAGGACAAGGUGAGAUCUGAUAAUUCAAAUUUACUACCGGGCUUACAGAUUCAAAAGCAAAAAGACCUUACUCUUAUUUUGUUGGUCUAAUCGUCCAUUUUUCAAAAUAAAAGAAAUUCAUUCUUCAAUUUACGAUGUUUUAUUUUCAAUGAUUUAAGGCGGCGGCUGGGGAGGACAGCAGCAAGGAGGCUGGGGAUCUGGCGGAGGACAAGGCGGUGGCUGGCAAGGACAGCAACAAGGAGGCUGGGGAGGUCAGCAAUCCGGUGCUCAGCAGUGGGCGAAUGCUCAAGGAGGACAAGGAAGAUAUUAA